AUGAAGAUAUCUGAUCAUCAACAACGUGCGAUUUCAAUUUGGCUUAAAGAUAAGAACAAGAAACCUCAAGCGAAACAUCUGCAAGCACGAGCGGAUUUUUUGCUGAAGUAUUUGGCACGAUAUGCGAAAGUGAAGGAGUUGAAGGCGAAGAAGAAUCAGAGCAAAAAACAUGCGGGCGGCACAUCGAAGAAAUCUGCUGCUGCAUCUGCAUUGACUUCCGCAUCACCCACAACGGAGAGCAGUAAAGUGAAGUCGUCUCGAAAAGAAACAGGAAAAGAGCAUCAUCAUGAGAAGAAGAAGAAGAAACGAGAGGCAUCAAAGGAAAAUGAAGAAUUGACAGAAGAGCGACGAAAAGAAUCAAAACCACCCAAAAAAGAGAAACCAAAUGUGAAAUUGGACUAUCUGACGGUGAAUAAGUCGAAAUAUCAUAAAGAUAUUCAAAAUAAAUCAUCGCAACAAUUUCAAGAAGUGAUUUUUAUGAUUACUUUACUUUCAAACGUUUCAAACGAAUCUGUUGUGCAGUUUAUUUCCAUUUGA
Anisakis simplex (herring worm) is the source of this 537-nucleotide messenger RNA. The record is from the annotation of a GenBank genome assembly. Lineage: Eukaryota; Metazoa; Nematoda; Chromadorea; Rhabditida; Anisakidae.